This is a messenger RNA of Camelina sativa (false flax), 2137 nucleotides long. RefSeq names its product lysine--tRNA ligase, cytoplasmic. Gene Ontology annotation, biological process: lysyl-tRNA aminoacylation. The record is from RefSeq and is a predicted model, not a curated record. NCBI's taxonomy places the organism in Eukaryota, Viridiplantae, Streptophyta, Magnoliopsida, Brassicales, Brassicaceae. Gene Ontology annotation, cellular component: cytoplasm; cytosol. Gene Ontology annotation, molecular function: tRNA binding; ATP binding; lysine-tRNA ligase activity.
UUGCCACCUCUUAUCGUCAGAGCCAAAUAUUAAUUCCUGAAACCUCUCUAUAGUCAUUAGGUUUCACUGAAGAGAAGCGUUUUAUAUCCUUCGACAGCGGACCAAUUUCAUCUGAUUUCGUGAUCAUCGAUCUGGCCAUGGAUCCUGAAGCUGAACCCGUCGUAGAAAAUCCUGCUGCUAAUAGGGAUUUGGAGAACGAACAGAGGGAGGAACAGAGGAGGCGUGAGGAAGAAGAAAAGGCCAAACAACAAUACUUUGAGAACAGAUUGAGGUAUGUUGAAGCAGAGAAGGAAAAGGGAAACAAUCCAUACCCACACAAGUUCUUUGUGUCCAUGUCAAACUCUGAAUUCAUUGAAAAGUAUACUAGUUUAAGCCUCAAAGAACAUGUUGAAGACGACCAAGUUUCUCUAGCCGGACGGAUAAUGAGCAAGAGAUCUUAUGGCAAGAUUUUCUUCUAUGAUCUACAUAAUCGUGGUUCUAAGGUCCAAGUUGUGGCUAAUAGGAGUUACUCAGAAUUAGAUGAAGCUGAGUUUGUCAGGCUCCAUGCUACUGUUAGGCGUGGAGAUAUUAUUGGUGUCACUGGAUUUCCAGGAAAAACUAACGUGGGAGAGCUAAGUAUCUUCUCAAGAUCGUUUACUGUGUUGUCUCAUUGCCUUCACACGUUGCCGAUGAAGGAAAAGCCUCGUCAUGGAACCGAGGAAAAUCCUCGUGAAAAGGCUCCUCCUAAGAAUACUGAAAACUGGGUUCCAGGAAAGCCUAGAAAUCCACAAACAUAUAUUAUUAAAGAUCAGGAAACUCGUUAUCGCCAGCGUUACCUUGACUUGAUACUGCACAAUGAGGUCCGCCAAGUCCUCAAUACCAGCGGUAAUAUAAACAAGUACAUUAGAAGAUACCUUUAUGAUCUUGAUUUCUUUGAGUUUGAGACAUCUAUGAUGAGUAUUACUGCUGGUGGAGCAACUGCACGUCCAUUCGAGACACAUCACAAUGAUCUGAAUAUGAAGAUGUACAUGCGCAUCGCACCAGAACUCUUUCUCAAGCAGCUUGUUGUUGGAGGUUUUGACCGUGUUUUCGAGAUUGGAAAGCAAUUUAGAAACGAGGGUAUUGACAUGACACACAAUCCAGAGUUCACCACCUGCGAGUUCUAUAUGGCUUUUGCAGACUACAAUGACUUGAUGGAGAUGACUGAGGAAUUGCUCAGUGGUAUGGUGAAGGAAUUAACAGGUGGCUACAAAAUCAAGUAUCAUGCUAAUGGGUACGAUGAGGAGCCGAUUGAAAUAGACUUCACUCCUCCAUUCAGGAGGAUAGACAUGAUGGUGGAUUUAGAGAAGAUGGCCAACCUUAACAUACCAAAAGAUUUGGCUAGCGAGGAAGCUAACAAGUAUCUGAUUGAUGCAUGUGAGAGGUUUAAUGUCAGAUGCCCACCUCCUCAGACGACGGCUCGUUUGUUGGAUAAGCUUGUUGGACACUUUCUGGAAGUGACAUGUGUUAACCCCACUUUCAUAAUGAACCAACCCAAGAUUAUGAGUCCAUUGGCAAAAUCUCACAGAUCCAACGAGUUUUUGACUGAACGAUUUGAGUUGUUCGUCAACCAACACGAACUUUGCAAUGCCUACACCGAGUUGAAUGAUCCUGUGGAACAGCGGCAACGUUUUGCUGAUCAGCUCAAGGAUCGACAAUCUGGAGAUGAUGAAGCUAUGACUAUUGAUGAGUCGUUUUGCACGGCUCUAGAAUAUGGAUUGCCUCCUACAGGUGGUUGGGGAAUGGGAAUAGAUCGGCUUGCUAUGUUACUAACCGACUCACAGAACAUUAAGGAGGUUAUCCCCUUCCCAACAACGAAGCCUAAGGACGAGCCAUCUUCUGCUGCAACAGCCAACAGCUCCUGCCGAGUAGAGAGUCUAGAGACUAAAGAAGGAGUUUGCAAAACUUAUGAAAAAACAUUCCUCAUCUCUUUCUUUAAAUUUUUAGGGGUUUUCGUAGUUUGUGUUUUGGUUUCUCUCUGUUUAGAACUUCUACAUUUGCAAAACAGUCAUGUAUAAAAAGAUUACACAUGAUGAAGUGUUUUUUCCAUACACAUUAAAAUCAUAUUAUAAGCUUUUAAUAUGGGUAAAAAUAAGAUUAAAGACAUAAUUACACUAAA